UGAAAAAUUAGUUUUUAAUAAUUCACUGGACUGGAAGGUAAGUGAAUACUACUCUGAGGGACAGUUAAUUUAGUCUUAACAUAUUUACAGUAUAUUUCAGGAUUUCAAAACCCUUUCUUUGGACAUUAGUUAUGUUUUUUUCACAGCUUAUUUUUUUUGUAUUAGGCCAUUUUUUUCAAAGUAUGUUUUUCUUGUUUCUUUUUUGGGGGGAUUUUUCUAAAGUGCCUCAAAACUAAAACAAUGUAUUGAAACAUAAAGGAUGACUUGUAUUUUAAAACAUUGACUGUCGAACAACCUAUUUUAUUUCUUUUUGUUUUGUAGUUUCAACUUAAGAAGAGACAAAAGAGGAUUUGUUUUGGGGGGGGGGGGUGUGUUUUUGCACCACUUUCCAGGUUUUAGCAUUUUUCGUUGUUGCUGUUGUUGCAGUGCAGUAGAGUAGGACAGAAUGAAAGAGCUCUUGUUUUGGCGCUUUUGUGUCUGUUUGGGUGAGUGGCCCCAGAAAAGGGGGAGAGGAUGAUUAGAGUUGGUGCCAGCUAGUUGGGAUAAAGAAAAUCCUCACAAUGGCUGAAUUGCAUCUGUACCCUGUAGAGGCAAAACCGCAUUGAAGGGUGAGAAAUGACUCACCCUUCAGUGCAUUUACUCUUGAAGAACCUCAGGUUAAAUUGUUCUUAAUUCUAUUAUCUUUUUUUAAUAUAUAUUUUUGAGAUAAUUUCCCAGAAAUCCCUUUUUUUACACUUUCAGUAACAAAAGCUGUAGUCUUUUAAAAUUUGAACUUUGGUUUAUUUUCUUGUAACAUACUUUAAUCUUGUGGGGUUGUAUUGUUUAAUGGAUUUUAAAGAAGCGACCUGACUAGUGGUAUUGUCUGUAGAUUUGUAACUGAUUCUCUGGGAAAAGUAAUAUUUUAGGUUGAACUUCUGUGUUUGCGCCAAGCCGUCCACAAAUCUGAGCUUCAGCUGCCUGAAACCUGAUUUAUUCCAAAUGAUUGUAAGGUUACUCUACUUCAUUCAUAGUCUUAACAGAAUGAGGAUCCUGAAGAGAGUCUCCCAGCUCUUCCUCAGAAGAGAAGGAAAGACUUUUCACAGAACUAUGUGGACCAAGGAUUUCCUCUUCAAAGUUCAUCCAUCUGUGUCUCAGGCUGUGGCACAAAACAAGCCAGUGGUUGCACUCGAGAGCACAAUUAUCACACAUGGCAUGCCCUAUCCACACAACCUGAGCACUGCAAAGGAGGUUGAGGCCAUUGUGCGAGACGAAGGAGCCACUCCUGCCACGGUCGGUGUCAUUGAAGGGGAAAUCUGUGUCGGAUUGUCGUCAGAGGAGCUUGAGCACCUCGCUCGAUCCAAAAGCCCCCUGAAGGUGUCGCGACGAGAUCUGCCUUAUGUUAUUAGCAAAGGUCUCUCUGGGGGAACAACGGUCUCAGCCACAAUGAUAGCAGCACACAGAGCUGGGAUCCCUGUUUUUGUCACAGGAGGCAUCGGAGGAGUUCACAGAAAUGGACAGAACAGUUUGGACAUCAGUGCAGACCUAACAGAGCUUGGCAGAACUCCCAUCGCUGUCGUCUCUGCUGGAGUCAAGUCUAUCCUAGAUAUUGGUCGUACCCUGGAGUUUCUUGAGACACAAGGUGUGUGUGUUGCAACUUAUGGAGCAUCUAAGAAUUUCCCAGCAUUCUUCACUCCAAAUAGUGGAUUCACCUCAUCCUGCAAUGUCCACAACCCUAGCGAGGCUGCAGAACUCAUUGCAAGUGCUUUGUCUCUGGGUCUUCAAAGUGGUGUCUUGCUAGCAGUCCCCAUCCCAGAGGAGCAUGCAGCAGUAGGCCAUCUGAUACAGGAAACUAUACAAACUGCAGUGACAGCAGUCAGUUCUGAAGGUAUUAUAGGCAGAGACGUAACACCUUUUAUUCUUCAAAAGGUCAACGACUUGACUCAAGGAAAGUCCCUCCAGGCCAACAUUGCUCUCAUUUAUAACAAUGCUAAAGUUGGCAGUCAGAUAGCCUGUGCACUGUCAAAGUGGAUGAGUGAAAAAAGAUCAAAAAGUCAAGCACAGCAUCCUGGAAAACCCCCAAAAGACUCAGAUGUUGUUGUCAUAGGAGGAAUAAAUGUAGAUUUCAUCGCCAAGGGGAAAACAAAAACACUUCAUUUUGGACAGACCAACCCAGGAAGCGUCUGUCAGUCGUUUGGCGGCGUGGGGCGGAACAUCGCUGAUUCUUUGAGUAGGUUAGACAACAAGCCUCUGUUCAUCUCAGCCACAGGAGCUGAUGCAAACAGUGAUGCAGUCUUUAACUACUGCAAACAUAUGAACACAAGUGGCGUGGCCAGGCUGGAGAAGCAGAACACAGCAACAUACUGUGCUGUUAUCAACGAAAAUGGAGAACUGAGUCUUGGCUUGGGAGACAUGGACAUUCAUCAGCAAAUUACUGAACACUAUGUUUCGCAGUUUGAAAAACAGAUCUCAUCCGCCACACUUGUGUGUCUUGAUGGAAACAUCCCCGUCCCCACCAUCAACUAUGUCUGCUCUCUGACUGAGAAGUACAACUUAAACAUUUGGUAUGAACCAACAGAUGCAGAAAAAGCUUGUAAACCGUUCCUCUCAGAUGCUUGGAAGUCUUUGUCCUAUUCGUCUCCAAACCUUGCAGAGUUGUGCAUGAUCAAUAAAACUUUGGGUCUCAUGGUUCCUAAAGCUAAGGUUGGGGUUGAUCUCGUGCCAGUGCUGCCACGCUCUCUUGAUGAGACCCUGAUGGUUGCUGUGGCUCUCUCACGCCCUCUUCUGGAGAAUCUUCACUGUCUGGUGGUGACUCUUGGGCCUGACGGUGUGCUGCUGUGUGGCGAACACAAUGCAGGCUCAGUUAAUUUGCAACCAAGGAAACAAAAAAUAAAGAGGCAGCUUUGUGCGCUACACUACCCAGCAUUGACUGUGACCCCAGAAGAGACAAUGAAUGUGUCAGGAGCAGGAGACAGUUUUGCAGGUGCCUUAAUGGCAGGGAUUCUUCAUGGAAGAGACACAGACUGUUGCGUUCGGAUGGGUCUGCUGGCCGCGAGGAUGUCCCUGGCAUCACCACAUCCCAUCUCACCCAUUCUCACCUUAGAUUCUGUGGAUCCCAACAAAGUCCAGGCACAAAAGUGGCCCACACCACGCUUUAUUUGGGUAGACUAAGAUUUAAAUUUCAGAGUUUUAAUUGUUCAUUUUUAAUAUAUAAACACUGUUUUUGUCAGGAAACCGAUAUAAAUUGUGACUGCAGAAUCUAAUGUGGUUCCCUGUUUCUCAAGCUUUUCAUCCAGAUGUGUCUGUUACUUUGUUAUUGUUCUGUAAUAAAAUACUUGAAGCGUU
This is a messenger RNA of Girardinichthys multiradiatus, 3321 nucleotides long. RefSeq lists its product as uncharacterized. NCBI's taxonomy places the organism in Eukaryota, Metazoa, Chordata, Actinopteri, Cyprinodontiformes, Goodeidae. Gene Ontology annotation, molecular function: pseudouridylate synthase activity; kinase activity. The transcript has 18 exons. Bases 979 to 3147 code for a protein of 722 amino acids. The record is from RefSeq and is a predicted model, not a curated record.